AUGGGUGAAGUUCAGGACGUCAGAGAUGCGAGGAAGACCUUCAUCGCUCCAGCGAUAAAGCCUUUUGAGCACUAUGACUUUUCUCGAGCGAAAAUCUGUUGCAGCCUCACAUGGCUGGUGGCCAAAGCAUACGGGACAGACAGCAUCCCUGCAGACCUGCGGGAUCCCUUCUACACUGACCAGUAUGAGCAGGAGCACCUGAAGCCUCCAGUGGCCAGCCUCCUGCUCUCCGCAGACCUCUACUGCAGGGCCGGCAGCAUCAUCCUGAAGAGCGACUCCUCCAAACCGCUGCUGGGGCACGAUGCGGUCAUCCAGGCCCUGGCCCAACGGGGACUCUACGUCACUGACCAGGAGAGACUGGUCACUGAGAGGGACCUGCGGAAGAGACCUUUGCAAAUGAGUGCCCACCUUGCAAUGAUCGACACGCUGAUGAUGGCAUACACAGUGGAAACCAUUAGUGUGGAGAAAGUGAUGGCCUGCAUGAGUCAGUAUUCAUCAUCUUCCUGCAACACUGAGGCCGAAACACCAUAUGACACAGAGGAUGCCGUAACCACCUGGAUUAAUAAGGUGAAUGAGUAUCUUAAAGAUAUUGUGAUGAGGGAGCUGAGGAAGAAGGAAACCCAGAGUGCAGAGCCAGCCGGUAGUCCUCGGUCUCCAACCAAGUGGUACAUGAAGCUUGUGCCUGCUCGCUAUAGGAAGGAUCAGUCCUCAACCCAGACAGCUCCCUGGAUCCCCCCAGUGGACAACCUUCUUAAAGACAACACAGAUGGUUCAGCCCUGGGUGCACUGCUGCACUUCUUCUGUCCACAGCUGGUGUCUCUAGACGAUGUCUGUCUGAAGGAGAACAUGGCUCUCGCUGAUCGACUCUGCAACCUGCAGCUCGUUCAAGACUUCUGCAAAGACAACCUCAAUAGCUGCUGCCACUUCAGUCUGGAGGACAUGCUCUAUGCCUCCUCCACCAUCAAGAAUAACUACCUGGUGUUCAUGGCAGAGCUGUUCUGGUGGUUUGAGGUGGUCAAACCAUCUUUCGUGAAACCAAGAGUGCUGGACAAUGAAGUCACAGAUCCCUCUUCAUUGUUGAAGAACAUACAAGCAAUCCCCAUCUCCAAGGCAACUAAGAGAAGCUUCAUGGAGAGACCUCCAAGUCCUGAAAGACCCAGCUUACCACUCCGUCCCCAGCCUCGAAACUCAGGAGAGAUCAAGAGGUCUACCUCAAUGUCUUUUGUUGAUGGAAACCUUGGCACUUGGCCCAAAGAGAAAAGGUCUGGUCCUUAUGGAGUCUCUUUUGACAUUCCAUUUGAUAAAGAGGACUCUGCUCCUUCCCACAUUUCCUCCACACGUGGAAUGGUCAGGUCUGUCAGUACUGAUGAUGGAUCGGGUUUCAAAGUUCACCAAAUGCCCCGUGGAAUGAAGCGUAAUCUGUCCUUCCAGCCGGUGAAUGGCCAAAGUGUUGGCAUUAAAGAGGAGGGCUGUCCAGAGAGCCUAGCAGAUAUAGAGCCUGACAGGCAAUCUUUCCCCAACGGUCAUGGAAGUGUCAUGGGAGCGGCUCCCUCCAUGGAGGAGGCCCUCCAGAUAAUCCACAGCCCAAGUAGGCCACCCGUAGAGGGCAUCAACAAUGGUUUCUUUCUCCACAGUCAGGGCCAUGGAGUUGGGGUUGGCACCUUAGACCCGGUGUCAGAACUAGACACCAAAGAACAUUCGAGUACCACAGACACGGCAGAGGUCGACACCGGCGUUCAUAUCAGAACAGAAGACAUGCUGGAUGAAGAUUCCUCUCUGAAAGACUGCUCCGUGAACAUGGAGCUGGAUGUGGACUCACCAAGCCCGUGUCCGAGCAAUCAGAGCAAGUCCCCCUCGGGAGUGAAGAUGACCAGCUUUGCCGAGCAGAAGAUGAGAAAACUCAGUCCGUCCGCACCGGAUUCAGGCAGAGGCAGCAGCAGCUCUAUGAAGACCACCCCAGAGGGUUCUGAGUUUGGCCUUCCGUUGUCUGUGUCCUGGGCACCAACCCCGGAACAUAGCCCCGUCCGACAGCAGGCUGCUACACCCGUUACAGCUCAGGCCUCGCCAACUCCUGUCCAGCUUCCGCCGAACGAUCCUGCCCAGGUCAUGGCUACAGAGAUGGUGCACCUAAGGAUGAGGCUGGAGGAGAAGAGGAAAGCUAUAGAAGCACAGAAGAAGAAAGUGGAGGCUGCUUUCACAAGGCAUCGGCAAAAGAUGGGUCACUCGGCCUUCUUAAAUGUGGUGAAGAGGAAAGGCGACGGGGCGGCCAGUGCAGAAGAGGGGCGGAAAACCGAGGGGGAGGGAAAGUCGGCAAGCACAAGUCCCACCUUUAAAUUUGGAAGGAGCAAGGCGGACACACCUGACGGGGCAGAACAAAACAGCACGGCCUCCUGUUGGCAAAGCAAAACGCCAGGUGGCGGUGAGGAGGGUGGGCCAAGCCACGCACAGCCGACCGAAGUGGAUCUCUCGGAGUAUACGCGUUCCAUCGAGAAGCUCAACCACUCUCUGGCCUUCCUCCAGACGGAGAUGCAGCGUUUAGCUCAGCAGCAGGAAGUGAUCAUGGCCAUGCGGGGGCAACAACAUCAGCAGGCAUGGGUCAUCGCUCCUCCGCAUACAAACCCGUCGCCACAAAAACACACUCGAGGUGGAGCCGUCACCCGGUCGUCGGGGCCGUCCUCUCCUGUCGACUCGCCUUGCACCACCCACCGUUCGCCCACCAGCAUCAAACGAAAGUCUGCCUCCUUCCACUCCCGCAAUCCCCGCACCGUUCGGCCCAGCGAGCUCAAACUGGCCCCUUACAAUCGAGUCCUGACUGCCCCACAGUCUGUUGACAGCAUCCCACGCCUCCGUAGAUUUUCUCCUUGCCAGCCCUUAGUAAGCACCUUCAUUUACAUGGGGGAGAAGCCAGCAACUGCCAGCCCAGAGACACUAGCAGCAGACCAGUCUAAACACAAGGAGAUAGAUUCGCUCUUGUCCCCGGAGCAGGAAGUGGCAAGUAUAUGCGCAGCCAAAUCGCCCCCCAGCUCUCCCAACAAAAGAGAAGAAACCGAAGUGGAGACAAGUGACCAGACCCUUGAAAAAGAUGCCAAAUAUAAUCCGAAAAUCAAUUACGUGGAACCGCAAUACCAGAGAGAGCAAGUUCAGAAAUCAUUUACAGAACUCAAACCAGCCAUAGAGUCGUUCUUCCCUGAGGUGCUAGCCCACCCGGUGGUAGAAACCUUCACAGUGACACCCACAGAGAUCCCCUCACAGCCAGAACCCUUCUGUCAGGCCAAAAGCAGUUUGAUUGAGGUUCCUCUGACAGUCGUGAAGCCACUUGAGGACCUGACAAUCGAUGACGGCUCUGAGGCUGAGCAGGGAAACAUGGAGAGCAUGGACGACGAACAAACGAUUUGCCGUGGUUUCUUCUUCAAGGAGGAAGGAAAGGCAGAGGAGAACAUGGCACAGAAGAGGGCUGCACUAAUGGAGAAAAGGAUGAGAAGAGAGAAAGAGACCCAGCAGAAAAAGAUGCAGCUGGAGGCUGAGCAGGAGCAGAAGAAAGAGGAAGCUCGUCUGAAAGCAGAGGAGGAACGUAUAAGGAAGGAGGAAGAAAAGGCCAGGAAGGAGUUCAUCAAGCAGGAGUACCUUAGGAGAAAGCAGCUGAAGCUGAUGGAGGACAUGGACACUGUCAUCAAACCCCGACCAGCUGGUGGAGCCAAACAGAGGCGGGGCCGGCCCAAGUCUAUCUACCGUGACAGCAUGGACUCCCCCAAGACGCCCGUCAGAGCUGCCACAGUCUCCAGUUUGUCCCUCGCUUCCCUCAACCUGGGCGACAGCGACAGUGUUCAGUCUGAGAAGAGACCGCCGAGAAGUUCUAGUUUAGCCUCUAGCAGUCUCCUCUACUUUCUGAGCUCUCCUAAACUAAGAAGGAGAAGGCCCGACUCUGCAGACGGCUUCUUGUCCCCCAGUCGGUCCAGCAGCAAAAAUGGAGAAAAGGAUUGGGAAAAUGGAUCCACCACCUCAUCUGUUACAUCCAACACAGAGUAUACUGGGCCGAAGCUGUACAAGGAGCCCAGUGCCAAGUCUAACAAGCACAUCAUCCAAAACGCUCUGGCCCACUGCUGCCUCGCAGGCAAGGUCAACGAGGCGCAAAAGAACAAGAUCUUGGAGGAAAUGGAGAAGUCGGGGGCAAACAACUUCCUGGUUUUGUUCCGAGAUGCAGGUUGCCAGUUCCGCUCUCUCUACACCUACUGCCCGGAAAUGGAGGAGAUCAACAAGCUCGCAGGCAUCGGCCCGAAGAGCAUCACCCGCAAGAUGGUCGAUGGGCUCUACAAGUACAACUCAGACAAGAAGCAGUUCAGUCAGAUACCAGCCAAAACCAUGUCGGCCAGUGUGGACGCAGUGACCAUCCACAACCACCUGUGGCAAACCAAGAAGCCAGCCACCCCUAAAAAAGUAGUGCCUGCGCAGUCCUAA
This is a messenger RNA of Menidia menidia (Atlantic silverside), 4455 nucleotides long. Lineage: Eukaryota; Metazoa; Chordata; Actinopteri; Atheriniformes; Atherinopsidae. The record is from the annotation of a GenBank genome assembly.